ACCCUCAGCUGUUUCUGGUUCGCUGCAGCACCGACUCACUAACUUCAGCUGGUUUCUCAGUCAGAAAUCUCCUCACUGACUGAACCUCACUGUCAGCAACAACCAGUAAAAUGUGUUUCUCUCUGGCUCCUCCCACCACUGCUGAGCUCAGCCAAUGAGAAGGCUCCUCUCUGCACAGCUAGAAGCAGCUUGGUGAUGAUGUUGUUAGUUUUCCUUCUGCUGCAGUGGAUCAUCUCUGUUCAGCUGCUGUCUGACCUGAACUCCUGGAACAUGUUCCUCUACCUCCUGCUCUUCUCUCUCUACAUAGCCAUGGGCUCCAUGAACACCGUCACACAGGAGCAGAGGGAACACGUCGCUGCAGAGGGAAGCCACACCAGUUUGAGCUGCGAAUAUACUGGUUCUAUCUAUAAUGUCCAGUGGUACCGACAGCAGCAGGGAUCCAGACCAGAGUUCCUGCUCUACAUCACAGAGUCGGGAGCGAUCCAUCCAACUCGCUCCGAUUUCUCAGCUGACAUCGAUAAAACUAAGAAAAGAGGAAAUCUGCUGAUCUCCUCUGCUGCAGUGACAGACUCUGCUGUUCCGAUGGGAACCAAUGAGUCGGUUUCAUCUGGGGCAGCAGAACCGAGUCCAGACGAUUCUGGAAGGAAACCCGGUGAAAACCCGACAGCUGCAGCUCCUCCUCCCACAAACCGGGUCGGUGCCGAGCAGCCGAGUCCCGGACCUGGGCUCUGCUCUCUGAACCCGUCUGGAUCAGAACCUCCCUGCUGGGACCGGCUCACCGAUCCAUGGAUCAACAGCGCCAUCAUGUGGAUCCUGAAAGUGAAACCUCUUCCGGUCACAUGA
This is a messenger RNA of Poecilia reticulata (guppy), 843 nucleotides long. Lineage: Eukaryota; Metazoa; Chordata; Actinopteri; Cyprinodontiformes; Poeciliidae. The record is from RefSeq and is a predicted model, not a curated record.